Messenger RNA from Quercus lobata, 4243 nucleotides. RefSeq names its product putative recombination initiation defect 1 (gene PRD1). The transcript is spliced from 9 exons. Gene Ontology annotation, biological process: meiotic DNA double-strand break formation. The record is from RefSeq and is a predicted model, not a curated record. Lineage: Eukaryota; Viridiplantae; Streptophyta; Magnoliopsida; Fagales; Fagaceae. The coding region runs from base 42 to 3938 and encodes 1298 amino acids.
UCAAAAUUCUCUGAGAGAAGUGAGAAGUGAGAAGCACAGAAAUGUUGUUCUGCUACGAUUCACAGAAACAACCAGACCUUGAAGAAGAAGAAGAAGCGAAUAGAGAAGAAUUAGCACAAGUAUGCUGUGAAGGUCACCGAUCCACACUGAAUCUCCAAAGCCAACAAGGCGAAGGAGGAGGAUCUAUUUGUCUCCUCUGCUUCUCCAACCUCAUCUCCAACCCUCUCUCUCCUACUCUCCACGUUUCCUACGCUCUCUCUCAAAUCUCUCAAUUUCUCAUCUCCUCCUCCCAUUCUCACUUCCUCGUCUCUCCUCUCCUCAAAGCUCUAUCUUCCUUCGACGAUCAACCCAUAGCCAAUCAGCUCAUAAAUCUCAUCCUCAAACUCUCAUCCGAAUCUGAAUCCUUCUCUGCUCAUUUCGUUGCUACACUUUCCCACCACCUCGCUUCCCGCGCGUUAGCCUGGACUCGACCCCAACUGUUUACGCUUCACUGCUUAGGGGUUCUUUUGAACUGUGAGACGAAUAAUCUGUACGCCCACAUCAAAGAUAAAUAUGGCCUUGUUUCCAAUCUUGUUGCAGGUCUUCAAUUGCCAAGUGAGGAGAUCCGGGGGGAAAUCCUGUUUGCUCUGUACAAAGUUUCUAUCUUCCAAUAUGCAUCAGAAGAUGGUGAUGGAACUGAUGUUUUAUUAGCCUUUUGUCCUAAGCUCUUGCACCUGGUGGUGGAUGCCCUCAUCAAGACCCAAGUUGAUGACGUCCGAUUGAAUUGUCUAGCACUUUUGACGGUUUUCGCUCAGAGAGGGUUUUUCGCUAAGGUGAAUGCAAAUGAGGCAAGCAGCAUUAUUCUAUAUGAAGCAGAUAACUUCAUGCAAGGACCAGAAGAUGGAAAAGAUGGGCCUCGUUUGAAUAUCAUUUUUGCUGAGGCCAUCAAAGGUCCAUUGCUUUCGUCAGACAGACAAGUCCAACAGAGCACACUAUAUUUACUGUUUCAUUAUUUGUCUUGCGAAGGUGCUUCAAGACAGCAGACCCAAGUCCUGGUGGAAGAAAAUAUUGCAGAUUAUGUGUUUGAAAUACUUAGAUUGUCAGAAUAUAAGGAUCCAGUUGUCAGCUCUUGCAUUCAGGUACUUGAUCUCUUGUCAACAGCAGAGCAAGCUUUCAAACAAAGGCUGCUUGUUGGGUUUGCAACUCUGAUUCCAGUAGUACAUUAUGUAGCUGAAGUUCCUCUUCAUCCUGUUCAAAGUCAGACUCUAAAGCUCAUAUGGAACUAUGUUUCUGAUUGCCUGGGGAUGUUAUCCACUUCUCAAAUAGAAGAGUUAGUUCUUGCUUUAACAGGGAUGCUUAAAAAGCAUACCGAGGGGAGGAUGGGCAUGCUUCCUGAGACAUUUAUACUGAUCUGCUCAGUCUUUGUAGCUCUAAUGAAGUUUUCUUCUUCCCAUGGGACUCCAAAUCUGGCAAGACCAGUGCAAGAAGCAUCUAAACAUGCUGUUUUAGCCUGUCUAGACAUCUCUGAAAAACAUCCUGGACAACUUUUGCAUUCCUUAUACCUACUUAAAGAGGCGUAUCUGUAUGGUCAUGAAGAAAGCUUUGCCGAGUCCUGUAACAUGGAAAUACGAAAUUCUGUGGUGGACGUAUGCACAACACAUUUAUUACCUUGGGUUGUAACAGCCAUCAAUGAAAUGGAGGAGGAGGUCGUCCUUGGGGUGCUGGAAACUUUUCAUUCAUUACUGCUUCAGGAUUCUGAUAUCCAAGCAAUGGAGCUUGCAAAGACCCUGGUUUCAACAUCUUGGUUCAGUUUCUCAUUUGGAUGUCUAGGCUUAUAUCCCACGGAAAAAAUGAAAUGCAGAGUAUUUCUGAUGCUCAGCUCACUUGUGGACGUUCUUCUGGGAAAUGAUUCUGGGCAACCCAUUAGAGAUGCUGCCUUAUAUCUUCCAUCCGAUCCUGUAGAUAUGUUAUUUUUACUUGGGCAAAAGAGCUCUCAUAAUUUGGAAUUGUCUUCUUGUCAGUCUGCCAUUUUGGUGAUAUUAUAUACCAGUUCUUUACAUGAUGAAAGACUUGCAGAUGAGAAAUCGGUUUUAGCUUCACUAGAGCAGUAUCUUCUAGUUAAUAGUAGUGAUUUACAAUCUGGGGCUACCAAUUCACUGGCACUGAUGCGAGUGGUUAAUCUUUAUUGUCUUUUUCGGGGUCUUGCCAGCAUGUCCUCCCAAAUUCCAUACAGUUUGAAAGCUGAGAGGAUCCUAUUCCAGCUAUUGACUGAAAAUGAAUGGGAUUUGCCUUGUGCAAUAGUUCACUCAGUGUCUUUAAAAUGGUUGUUUCAACAAGAGAAAAUAAGCAAGCAAUUGUCUUAUCAGGUUCUGCAAUUCUGCAGGAGCAAUAUCUCAAAUGGGACUGACAUCAUCGUCCAUGGAAGAAAUGAUCGAGUUCUAAAUGCACAAGCAUUUGCAGAGCUAGUAGCAUCAGGAGAUAACUAUGGAGCAACAAUUUUGGUUUGCUUGUUGAUACAGCUUGCCAAGGAUGAAGGCCAAGAGCACGACAUAAUUUCAGUGGCUAAUCUCAUGCAGAUUAUUAUUAACAUCUUUCCAGCUGCUUCAGACCAAUUAUGUUUGCAUGGCAUAGGGAAGGCAAUCUACACUCUUUAUUAUGAUUCAAGCUAUGCAUCUUCCCCAGCAAUAUUAAUGGCCACCUCAGUUCUGAGUUUUAACAUUUUAAGUUUGGUGCAGCCUGAAAUUCUUUCUGAUGAUGAAUAUUGGCUUGCAGUGACCAUGAAGUUAAUGGACUACUUUAACCUCUCAGAGGUAGCAGAUAGGUGGAAUCAUCAAAGUCUCUUAGUAAUUGGAAUAUUUUCCCUGAUUUUGUACCACUCCACCAAUGGGAUACUUGUAGAAACUGCAAAAACUAUUAUGUAUAAUACUUCUCUGGUCUCUGCAAUCAACUGUGCUGCCAGCUUCAUAGGGCCUGCAUUGGUUGAUCAUGAUGAGGGAACAAGCAAAGGAGAAAUUUUGAUAUUUUUGCUUUUACUAAAUUACUUCUCUUUAAGAAGUUUGCCUGUUGUUCUACCAGGGUUUAUGGACUGGCAAAAGUUCUUUGAUCCACCAAAUGGGACACAGCCACUGUCAUUCAUUGGCAUCCGUUGCCAUGACCUAUGCAGACUCAUGCAUUUUGGGUCUCCUCUGGUCAAACUUGUUGCUUCCUACAGCCUGUUGGAGUCGCUUACCAGAUUAUCAGACCAGCGAUAUAAAAUGCAGUUGGAAGUGAAAUGUACCAUGGGGUACCUCAAGUCUGUAAUUGCUGUGUUAGAAGGCUUAAUUUUUUAUAGCGAUCUCAGAGUGGCUUUGAACUGUGGCCUCUGCCUAUCAAUAAUUUUGGGGUGGGAAAAGCUGGACAUGCAGGAGACAACAAUGAUUGAAAAGAUCAGUUGUAGGCUGAUUGUAGAAGAGUUGGCAAUGUCUUUGGCGGCUCCAUGCUUAGCAUCAAAAUCUUUUAUUAAUCAUCACAAGCCUGCAAUUCAUGUGGCUGUGGCAUUGCUAAAACUCCAGAAGAUUCCUGAGUGGAUGAGAUCCAUUUUUGAUGAUACCUGCAUAUCUGGCAUAGUUAAAAACCUUUCAGCUAGUAAUCUAAGCACAGAGAUUGUAUUUUUGUUUCGAGAGCUACUGAAUUCAGGGUUCCUGAAGACUGAACAAAUUGCUGAUCUGCAUCGGGUGCUCCAGGAAUGCAGAAAACAUAAGUAUGCUGACAAUACUCAAGAUGAUCGAGCAGAUAAGCAUAUGAAGAAGAUGGCUACCACCCCACAUGAUUUGGAAGAAGUUUGUGAGUAUCUCAUUCACUUGAUGUCAUCCGAUUCAUCUCUAGAUAUGGAUUCUAGAGGGUUACAUUGCGGGAAUAAGAGACUUUUAGAAGAGAUAGAGUUGUUUUUUAGGACCUUAACAUUGGAGGAUGACGGCUAAUGAAAUCGUAUUAAUCCAUUUUGCUUUUACUUGAAUGAAGAUUUCUCAUUUGAUCUUUGUGGCACUAUAACCUAGGGCACAAAAGGGGUGUAAGGAGCAAGGUGCUAGCCUUUGUGAAGCAAGCCUGCAUCUUAUAGAGUACUAGCCUCAUCACACGUGCUUUGUGCGUGUGAUGCAGUUUUUUUUUUUUUUUUUUUUUUUUUUUUAAUUUAAAUUUUAGAUAAGUUUGUUUUGAAGACAUGAAUUAGUAGGAGUGCCCUAUUUGUAGGCAUUUUAAGUCGUGUUGGAAAUAUAUUUUUACCGAA